This is a messenger RNA of Rhodotorula toruloides NP11, 462 nucleotides long. RefSeq lists its product as uncharacterized. The transcript has a single exon. The coding region runs from base 1 to 462 and encodes 153 amino acids. NCBI's taxonomy places the organism in Eukaryota, Fungi, Basidiomycota, Microbotryomycetes, Sporidiobolales, Sporidiobolaceae. The record is from RefSeq and is a predicted model, not a curated record.
AUGUCGACCACCACCGCCGCCGCCGACGACCUUAUCCUACUCACACGACGCUUCCUUCGAGACCUCCAGAACGCCUGCCGUGCACCUACUCGCGAAUCCGUCGUCAGGGAGGUCAGGGUCGCCAUGAGACAGUUUGAAGAGCAGGUGGACGAGCACGCGAAGGUGCCCGGCGAAGCGGGCGAGCUGAUGAAGCAGAUGGCGGCUGCGAUUGCGAGACUCAGCGACAAGCUGGAGGAGGGAGGCGAUGGAGAGGCGUCGGAGCCUGUGUCUGACGCGCUGGGAACGGCGUGGAGCGUUGCUCAGCGAGAGGGGGCGAGGGAGAAGAAUCGCUUCGGGGAUCAAGGGAGGGGAAGCGGCGAGGAGGAACGCAGGCGCAGGGAACGGCAGCGAGAGGAGGCAAAGGCGGAGCUGGAGAAGAUGGAGCCAGAGCGCAAGUUGAGGGAACGACACCCACAGGAGUGA